CCUGCGCGAGUCGACUCCGGCUGUCCCUCUUUGUCCGGCAACGAGCAGGCCGUAAUUAACAUGGCCAAUUUCGCGUUUGGGGAUAAAUAUUAAUCGUAAGUCUAUUUGACAUUGAUUGUUUGUCAUAUGCGGGUUGACAUCCAUGUCUUGAUGCAACAGUCAGGUGUAUAUGAAUGAGCUGUGUGAGCAACGUUUACCGUCUUUACCUUGCUUGCUGAUGGCUAAACGGCUAACGGUAGCUAGUUGGCGAAUUCAAAUCACGUUUGAAUUAAAUUCAAACGCUUAACGCGUCAUUUACAGUAGCACUGCACGUUCGAAUCGAACGCUGUUUAAAAUGGGGAGAAGAGCUCGGUGUGCGCGCAUCUAAGUGUCAUUUAGACGGCCGUCCAGGUAGAAACACAUCUGUAUGUGAUCACAUUGCAGGCUGGCAGAUGUGUAUUCACAUUCAGUCCAUUCCAAUCACUUCUUAUCACGGCUGGUUUGCGUGCUUGCCAAGAACUUUUGAUUAGCAACUCAACCUUUUCAGACGCGUAUGCGAUGCCCAUCCAGAUCGCGUUGUUAUUUGUAAACGUGCAGAAAAUGAUAAAUCUGAUUCAAACCGUUAAUGCAUCCUUCAGACAUGUUGCUGAGUAGGUGCCUGAUCUCAUUGGCCCAUCGGUACAGUUAAAAUUAAGCAUUCACGGUCAAUUCCUGGGGCUGCGGGGUGAUACUCGUUGGACCCGAGGAGGUUUUCGUCAAAUAAACUAAUUUCUGUAAAUGAACGGUGUCAUGGCACCGCACCGACAGUCAUUUUAAUGGCGGGACAGCAGGCGGGACAGAGUCAAGGAAAACGAGGCAAAGGUUCCCAGAUGAAGAGCCCAGAGAAAAAGAAGAGGAAGUCCAACACUCAGGGGGCAGCAUUCUCCCACCUCUCUGAGUUUGCACCCCCUCCAACUCCGAUGGUUGAUCACCUGGUGGCCUCUAACCCUUUCGAUGAUGACUUUGGUCCACCAUCGCGAUCUGGUGGAGGAGGUGGUCCAGGUGGUGCCUCUUUUCUCCCCAGCCCAGGGGGCGGUGGAGGUGGCUAUGGUGGACCUGGUCGAAUGGGAGGAGGUAUGGGAUUCAUGGGCGGCCCUGGUGGACCUGGAGGCGGCCAGCCUGGCCGACGACCCCCUUUCGGUCCACCAACGCCAAAUACUGGACCACACCACCCGCUUGGAUUCGGGGGCAUGCCGGGCUUUGGAGGUGGCGGAGGCGGAGGAGGUGGCGGAGGAGGAUUUCCACCGGGAGGCCCGUCCCAGUUUAACAUGCCACCCAAUUUCAGCCCACCCAUGCACCCUGGGCAGGGUUUCAACCCGAUGUUGUCACCUGGAGGAAUGGGUGGCGGUCCAGGAGGUGGAGGAGGUCCACCUCAUCCAAGGUUUGGGAUGCCCCAACAGCAACCUCCACAUGGACAAGGUGGGCAUCCCUUCAACAGCCCACCCUUACCCGGUGGCCCUGGCCCUCGUGGGCCUCCGCACGGCCCCAUGAACCCUAUGGGGGGCAUGGGAGGAGGAAUGAACAUGAUGGGCAUGGGUGGCGGAGGUGGUGGAGGUAAUAUGGUAGGUGGACAUCCAGGUAUGCCUCCACAAGGACAGUUUCCUCCUCCACAAGAUGGCCCGUACCCCGGAUCGAGUCCUCCUGUUGGUGAAGAGGGAAAGAACUUUGGUGGCCCAGGUGGUGGUGCACCUGUUCCCUCUCAGCAGCAACCACCCAACCUUAAUCCCUCGGGUCCUCCAUCCAACAAUGCCACCCCUGGUCCGUCCCCGGCUCCUGGACCUCCACAGCCUGGAGGAGGUUUCCCAGGUCAUCCAGAUGUCCAACAACCCAACCCCAACACUCCAGGUCAACCCCAGUCGGCUCCUCAACCCCCAAAUCCCAACUCGUCCCCCACAGGCCCACAUAAUGGACCUCAGCCUCAACAAGCACCAACCAAUCAGCAUCCUCCACCUAACUCCACAGGCGGCCCUGGCUCCAACACCCCGUCCAACCAGCAACAACCAACGCCACCAAACUCCGCUCCAGGUUCGGCGCCCUACAACCAGCAGAACAGUGCUCCUGGAGGUCCAAUGCCAAACCAGCCACCCAACUCCAACCAGAAUAACCUUAACAAUAGUAGUGGUGGCAACACCCCGGGUAGCAACCCCAAUCCUCCUUCCAACUCCAACUCUACGCCUAACACACAGUCCCCACUUCCAAGUGGGCCCGCUCCACCUUCUGCUGGUCCAGGCUCUGGUCCACCAAAGCUGGGAGGAGGCAUGGUGUUCCCUUGCGGCCUCUGCUUGUCAGAAGUGCAUGAUGACCAAGAGGCCAUCUUGUGCGAGGCCUCCUGCCAACGAUGGUUCCAUAGAGACUGCACAGGCCUAACUGAGCCAGCGUAUGGGCUGCUAACCAGGGAGAGCGCAGCGGUGUGGGCUUGCGACUUCUGCCUCAAGACAAAGGAGAUUCAAGCUGUUUACGUGCGCCAAGGACUGGGACAGCUGGUGGCUGCAAAUGAUGGCUAAGCGAGAGGAAAAAAUGGGGAAGAGGGAUGUUUGAGUUUCUUGGUGCUUCAUGUCGUGUUUCACAGUGAGAAAGUGAAAUGGAACAGAAGAAAUAAUCCACCAGAGGAGAGUGAGAUGUACGGUUAAAACUGAACUUAAUCUGAUGUUGCAUUUGUUCUUCACAGACCUCAUAAGCACUUUUAGGGCCCAUGUCUCUGAUUAAAAAGCAUUGUAACAGAAAUGUUUGUAUAUAAAACAUCAUGACACGUUUUCAAAAUUCAGCUGUUUUUGAUUGAUAUUGCACUCUUCGUUGGUCUUCAUUUCACCUUGGUGACAAAUUUGGAGAUUCAGCUUGAUUCUGGCCACAGUAAAAAGCAAAAUCCGAUGUAUGUACAAGAAUUUAAGAGCUGUCCCAAUGGUUUUUUUCUUUCCAAAAUCCAACUUGUUGAUCUGCAAAGCACUGAUGCCAACUUGCUACCUCAAAAUUUUGACAUGUCUGGCUAAGAAUGCUUUAAGUCAAGAGUGUAUAGUCACCACACAACCUCUUCUCUCCUCUCAGCGAUCUCCAUUUCAGUAUAUCCAAAGGCAAACAGCAGCAUCCUGAAACGGGCAUAUAAUACAUGUAGAUAAUCAGCAUUUCAAGUUGUUGAAUACAUGCGCGGUCUGACAGAAAUUGGAGUCCUGCGGUUCUAGGUUGUUUCUCUUCAUGUACAGCUACUCACUGUUCUUGACACAAGGUGGACAAUGAUGGCUGGUGGCAUAGCCGAUAGUGGUAAUCCAUAACCAUAUCAGUGUAUGUAUGUAGUCUUUGGAUUGCAUGUGAACCAAUGCAGUACUUUGUCAGAACUGUUUCUAACUGUUACUUUUACUUUUCCGAUUAGGCCUCAUUCCUGGGCUAUGAAGUAGACCAAAUAACAGAACGAAUUCAAAUGUUGUCGCAGAGUAAGAUGUUUGCAAUUUCAUUUUUUCUUUUUUUGGUUUAAUUUCUACAUUUCUGUCCAAGUUGCCUUUUUCUUAUUUGUUACUUUUUAUGUACCUGUGUGUAUGCUGUUCAAUGUGCUUGCUCUGGUGCCCUCCAUUCGCCAGCAUUGUGCAGUAAUAUGGGAGUGUUCUGGGCUCUGGCUCUGUACUGAAAGAAGUAAACUGAAUUGUUUUUUUACAA
Labeo rohita (rohu) is the source of this 3663-nucleotide messenger RNA. RefSeq names its product pygopus homolog 2 (Drosophila) (gene pygo2). The transcript has 3 exons. NCBI's taxonomy places the organism in Eukaryota, Metazoa, Chordata, Actinopteri, Cypriniformes, Cyprinidae. The coding region runs from base 795 to 2522 and encodes 575 amino acids. The record is from RefSeq and is a predicted model, not a curated record.